This is a messenger RNA of Symbiodinium necroappetens, 1695 nucleotides long. Lineage: Eukaryota; Dinophyceae; Suessiales; Symbiodiniaceae. The record is from the annotation of a GenBank genome assembly.
AUGGGCGUGGAAGAAGCUCACAUGUUGGGCUUGCAGGAGUUCAGCAACAUCUGGGACCAGAAGCAGCAGGACUUUGAUGCUCGUGCGAACCAGCUACAGAAGGUCCUCGCAACCCGACAUAAGCAAGAACACCAGGCCCACCUGGAGAAACUCCGAAGAGAAGUGGAGCCUAGGACACCGAGGUGGAGCCGCGAUCUCCUCAACCUGCGGAAGAUCCAGGAGACCUUGGCAAAAAUGCGGAAGUACGCAGAGGCUGAGAAGACGAAGGUUCAGGCAGACAAGUUGGAAGCAAGAGAGCACAAUCAGUGGAAGGAGAAGCGUGAAGCCAGGAUUGCGGUUAUGGAGGAGCAGUUCCUGCACAAGCAGCAGCUUGAGAUGGGGGGCCUGCUCAAGCGGCUCAAGGCCUCCCGCGAAGAGCUCCGGCGCAGUCGCAAGGCGGAGAUGGAGCGCCUGCUGCAGCGAUAUCAAAACCUGAAGAUGCAGAUGGAAAACCAGCAGCGCAUCAUCCAGCAGCGCGUGGAGAGGUAUCCAAUCACGGCGCCGAUGAUCAACAACAGCUCCAGGCCCCCAUCAGGUCAUAGCUCGUUUCACUCCAGAGGCAUGUGCUUCUCUGUGAGAGAUGCCUCAGGAGGGGGCGCCGGGGCGGGGCAGAGAGGGGCCUUCCUUUUUCGAGUGGUGCAGGACAUGGAGGACUACCGCGAGGCGCAGCGAGCCAAGUGGCUCCGCCAGGCCGCGAAGCCCGCCGAGGACUCGGCCGUGGGCGCUGAGGGCUCCCAAACCUCGGGAGCAGAAGCUCGACCCGAGGCGGCGGAGGCGGCCGCGGCGGCCGCGGCCAAGAACGAAACGGGCUCCGCGGGCUCCUCGCUCAAGCCGAACGCUCGCCGGGUGCACAUCUUGCCUGUCUUCCCGAGUUCCUGCGACCAGAGCCAGCGUUUGGAGAUCUUGUCGCCCCUUCUGCGAAGCAUGCGAAACAGUCAGACUCCCGUGAAGACGGGGCUUUUUCUGAGACCUGCUGGAUAUGAGUUCGUCGUGGUGAAAUGCGAGCCAGAUGACGCCAUUCUAGCCAUGAACACCGACUACUUCAUUGAAGGAUCUCCGCUGAAAAGGUUCGAGAAGGUUCAGUUCAUCUGUCUUUGGGACUUCGAGCGGACUCGGACAGACCAGGAUGCAACAGCCUUGUUCCAAGAGUACAUCAACCCGUACUUCAAGAGGUUGAACUCCAACGAGGUCACGAGUAUCGUCAGUGUCAACGAACAGCUACAGAUCAAUGGCAUGGAGUUUCAGGUGAUGGCUGCCGAGCCAGUGCCACCCGAAAUAGGCAUCGUUGAUCUGAGCACUGUGGUAUUCGUCGAUUGGGACAACACGCCCGAGUUCUCCAAGAUCCACUUCGUACCCUUUCAAGACACACUGCCUGCAGCGUAUGAGUACGACAUCUUCAACGAUUACUUAAAGCCAUACCUGACACGGAACAAGCAGCAGAGCUUCGCCAUGAAUGACCAGUUCACUUUUCAGGGGGUUCAGUUCAAAGUGGUCUGCUGCGAACCACGUGGAGAGCGAGGGCGCAUUGGCAAGAAUACGACAAUCUACUGCGAGGGAGUUCUUCACCCAUCGCUACGCAAUCUACUUCCUCCGGAAAUGCCGCUGCCUCUGACGGUUUUUAUGCCAUGCACCUUUCAAUCGAGCCUUGGACCAUGA